AAUAAUUCUAGUAAAUUGCAACAUUACAUCAUUAGCCACAAAACUUUCCAAUUCCAUAGCAAUGCUACUCAUAAAAAUUACUAUUGUUUCAUACAAAACAAAUUCUUGCAGGCAAUAUCAGCUUUUAUUGGUUGGUAUGGGAGAGGCAUUAGUGUAGAAAGAUAACGUUUUUUUGUGACUAGAACAUCCAGGAAUGAUAUUGAGAGUUUUUUAAUUACAAUUCCAUUAUGAACAUAGCACCUUGGUUAAAACAAAUGAAGGAUAGUUAACCUAGUAAUGGAUGAUCCAGAAGCUUGGUUCGAAGAUGCUGACUCCACGUUUUGAACUUACUCAGAACCCCCAGUUUGUUAUUUUAGUUAUUCAUGCUCCAUAUACAAAGGUUACAGAUGCAGAGCUUUUCUUUCAUGGGAAUGAUUUUAAGUUCUUCUCCAAGCCAUAUUUUCUGAGGUUGACUUUGCCUGGAGAAGUGAAAGAAAAUGGAAAUGAAAAAGCAACAUAUGAUGCAGAAAAAGGUACAUUUACUAUCAAGAUGCCCAAAAUGUCUCCCGGUGAAGUGUUUGAAGGCUUGGACAUGAUUACCAAACUUUUAACACCAUCAGGAAAAAUUUCUGCAGCAUCACCAGUAAUUGAAGUUCUUGACUCUACAGAACUAAAAGAAGACAAAGAUGAUGAUGAAUUUGAUUGGCAGAUUGAGCAGAUACCUUGGUCAGAUGACAGUACCAUAUGUGGAGAAAAAUAUGGGUUUGCUAAUGAACGGUAUGGAGUGUGUACUCGUCUUCAGGAAGAAUUACCAGACUUGGUGGAUAUUAAAAAUCCAGACCAUAAAUCUAUUGAAGAGAGGAGAAAAGAAAGAAUAAAUGCAGAAACUGCCCAGUUCAGUGAUGAUCAUUACCUUGCUGAUAUGUAUCAAACUGAGCUAAUCCAAGAAGUGCUGGAGUUCCAAGCUCCAUGGGAAAAACUCUACUAUAAUCUGGGAAACUCUGGUAAUGCAGAUGAGUUAGUCAGUUUUACAGAAGCAGAAAGAGAACAGAUGAAGAAGUUACCAAAAAAGGAAUAUCUGCUUAACAAAGCCACUAAGCAAACCUUGUUUUUAGGCCUUGUGGAUAUAUUAUAUGCUUAUGCUUAUGAUGUGCGAACAACGGAAGGGGAACAAACGGUAGAGUCAAGUUGGACCAUCAGCAAACUAAGUGCUACUUUGUCAUGGUUGGAGGUAUUUACAUCACUAAAAAGUGUGACCAUUACCACUGUUCGACGUAGCCUUUGCUACCCAUUGUUACGUAACUGGAAUUUGGCCAUGAAGUUGAUUAAAGAUACUCAGCAGAUUUUAAGCUUAGGACGAAACUUUGUUUUGAAGUGUUUGUUGAAGAUCCAUGACACCCUGAAUGACAGUGACUCUCGAUAUGUUCUGAAUGACUUGUACAUAACAGAUUAUUGUGUUUGGGUUCAAAAUGUAAAAUCCAAAAAUUUCAUGUCAUUAGCUAAAGCCCUUGAAAAGGUUGAAAUAAACAAAGGAGAUGUAAACCUGGAUCUGGAAGAACUAGAAGCGGCUGCAAGAUUGACACUUUUGGAAAAAGAAGAAAAUGUUGAUAUUCCCACAACUGACACAUCAGAAUCUUGUAAAUCUAAUUCUGUGGCUUUAGUUGGUGAGCAGUUGGAUAACCUAAAAUUGAGUGAGACAUUAUCGGUGACUGAGGAACCCAGUAAGAAAUCCUCUGACCAGUCUGAUGAAGAUUCUGCCACAGACUCUGAUGACAGCAGUGGAAGCAUUGGAACAUCUACUUCUUGUUCUUCUUGCAUAUCUUCAUCUUCAAACAGUGAUGUUUAUUCUAGUGCUGUCAGUGAUGAUGAAGGGCUCUCAGACAGUAAUGAUGACAGCUCUGACUCUGAAGAUAGUAAUGAAAAUUCCUCACUUCUUCAAAAGAACUGUGAAAGGAAAAGAUAACUGAUAACAUAGCAGUGGAUUUUACAUACUAGUUUUACUUUUGAGUGUUCAUAACUUGUUUAGAGUUUUCUGAUUCAUUUUACCUCUCUCAAGAGUUUUUGAACCAAACAACUUGAUUCAACAACUAUUUUUAUACUUGUUGAAUCUAUAUUCUUAGCUUAACUCUUUCAAAAUGGGCUUGGUCCGUCGGAUCGACCUCGUAACCAUUGUGUCCUUGUUAUAGUUUUCAUGCUAUAACUUUUAAAUUAGUAAGCGUAUGUUGAGGAAAUUUGGCACAUUAUCAGUUAACAUUACAAUGAUUUCAUACGCAAGGUACUAAUUCUUAAGGUUUGUUAAGCAAAAUUUCUCCUACCUUUUUAUUCUUUUCACUUGUUACCUAUCCAACAUGCAAAGUAAUUUUCAUUUCAAGAUGAAAAAUAUUUUCAUGCAUCAGAAAAUUUUAAAAUUUCACAUGCAAAAUCUUAAUAAUGUCCAGAUAGUUAUCAAACGUUUCUUAAGGAAAAACUUUAUAUUUUAUCUUUUAUUUUCACUAAUGAAUAUCUAAGGGUUUGACAGAUUUGACCAAUCUCGUAACCAACAUAAAAUAUUAGGAAAUAAAUAUAAAUUAUGCUUCUUUCGUUCUAGAAUGACUACAAAUUAUAACACAAAAACAUUAAUAUCUAAAAUUAGGAACUCAAAUUACCAAUAUUGACAAGCUGAUAUAAAAUACGAACUUCGUAUCUUUUCUUUUUGCAUAGAUAUCGCCUAGGUACUGAAUCAAACACAGUAGCCCAGCUCACCUCUUUUCAUUUUUGGAAAUGGUACCUCAUAUACACUUAUCAAUAUAUGACUUGUGAAUAAUUAAUUGACAAUUUAGAAUGUCCCCUAGUGGUUUUCUCAGCCAUUAUAAAAUGUUGGGAAGCGCUCUCAUUCUUUAAAACCAAGAUUUCAAGCAGGUAGGUUGUGUAUUCAAUCUGCUUCAUAUUUCAUAUUUUUUUAGAUUGAAAUACAACUUUGUUUGGAAGUUCGUGCAAAGCUAUAUGAGGGCUAUCUGCACUAGCCAUUCCUAAUUUAACAUUGUAAUACUAGAGGUAAUGAAGCUUGUCAUCACCACCCACUCAGGGGCGGAUCCAGGAUUUUGAGCAGGAGGGGGUCCAAAUGGAAAGUUUAAGUAUUUAUAUAGAAUAUAUUUCAUGUAAAACAAAAGUUUUGUCAGUUGAAAUAUUUAUUAGUAAUAACAAAUGAACAAAAAGACUAUUUGAUAGUUUACCCCCUACAAAAUCGAAACUGUAACACAGCCGUCAUUGAUACCUAUUUCAUCAAGAGAUAAAGUCUACUCUUUGUACAAGGUUGAAAAUAGUCGGUGUAGCUUUUUGAGGAUGAAUCUUUGAAUAACAUCUUGUACAUUAAUUUGAAGUCUGUGGAGUUCAGCAAUUUAGGGCACUAAGGCAGUCCUCCAACAUCAUAGAUCGCAACAUCAUCUUCGUUUGUCGAACAGCCGAAAAUAAUCUUUUUGCUUCGCAGUUAGUGAUAGGAAUGAGGCAUCCAAGUUGAAGCAGCACAUGAAGGUUUGGAAACAAAUCCUUAGAGCAAGAUUUGAGGGCACUGAUUAGAGUAUCUGGAGAGUUCUCACAAUUCUUCCACCUUCUUCGCCAGAUCUCUAGCUCAGUUUGUAAACUACCUGAAAUAAAGUAAAGAAAAUCUACCUUAGUAAUUAAGGCUUUACUUUUUAGCGUCGUUAUUAAAUAAAUAAAGUGUUAGGCCAGCCAUUAAAAACUUGAAUGGAACAGAUAUAACAAACAUGAAAAAAACAAAACAAAAACAGAAUAUAAAAAUUAAAUUAAGAAUAGAUUUAUAACACUACUAAGACGAGUAAGGUCUGGUUGAUAUCCUGAAAGUUGGUUCACCAAUGUCGAUAUCUCUUUCAAAUCCAUCCUUCUUAUCACUGAUGGUAUCCACGACAUGAAUGCUGAAACAGCUGUGAUAGAUGAGUCAGAGAAUCACUCGGCCAGUUGUGUAUUCACAUCAUCAACAAAGGGUAUCACAUAUGCCUGUUUGAAAUACUCCCUCGGGUUUUUGGCUGGGUGUAUUGACCUGUAAGAAAGAAAGAAAACUUUAUUUUGCAAGAAAAUGAAAGAAUAAAUUGAUCGGCAUGUUAAAACAACAAAACAAAGUAAGCAUGUGUAAAUAAAAACAAUAAAUUUUGUGUUAAAAAAAAUCAUUAUUUCUGCAAGGCAAAUCAAAAGGCCUUAGAUACCUGUAAGUGCUGGCUUUAGCUCGGCGUAUUUUUUCAUCAGUCCCAAGCUGUUCAGCAAUUUUUUUAUUUCCACAUACCAUCCAUCAAAUCGGUCGUUUACUUCUCGCCUUAAUAGAUUCAUGUCUUUCUUGACAGAGGACAGCAAAGAAUAUGUCGACCGGACAUCGAAAUCUCGCUGCUAUAACUUGUGGGUGGUUUCUCUCAAAGGUGCUAAGACAUUUUCCAGCACAACUAAGGACACAAUGGUCUCCAAUUGACCAAAAUUACCUAAGAAAAAGACUUUAAUAAUAAUAUAUAAAAAGCAAAAAUACAAACAAAGCAGAUGAUAUAAGAAAAAAGAAAAUUUUGAAAGAAUUAAGUGACACAUUAAUUAAUUAAUGAUAUCUAAGAUUUCCUGGGCCUUGGUUUUCUUUUCUGCAUCCCAAUUCCACUCAUCCUUGAUUAGGCAACACAUAUCGGCAUCUUCUUGGUACAAGUGCAGAUUGACAAUUAUAUCGCAAGUAGUUAUUACUGCUGGUGUCAUGUCAAUGAAAGUAAAGUAAAAAAA
This is a messenger RNA of Limulus polyphemus (Atlantic horseshoe crab), 4725 nucleotides long. Its product is annotated as protein SHQ1 homolog. Gene Ontology annotation, biological process: box H/ACA snoRNP assembly. Gene Ontology annotation, cellular component: nucleoplasm; cytoplasm. The transcript has 15 exons. Bases 281 to 1942 code for a protein of 553 amino acids. The record is from RefSeq and is a predicted model, not a curated record. Lineage: Eukaryota; Metazoa; Arthropoda; Merostomata; Xiphosura; Limulidae.